Anarrhichthys ocellatus (wolf-eel) is the source of this 3565-nucleotide messenger RNA. Its product is annotated as protein Niban 1-like. The transcript is spliced from 14 exons. Bases 328 to 3114 code for a protein of 928 amino acids. Lineage: Eukaryota; Metazoa; Chordata; Actinopteri; Perciformes; Anarhichadidae. The record is from RefSeq and is a predicted model, not a curated record.
GUGGAUGCUGACAGAAGCACAGCUGCUGAUGGGAAGAGGGAGACAAGAGUGUCAAACAGAGCCGAGGCAGAGGAGGGGAGCAGAUACACUGUCCACGCUCACUGUCACGGUGAUUGGGAUGGGAGGACGGCGGCGUCUCUGCAGCUACACAUAGGCGGACUUGUCAACAGUACGUUCCAGAGCUUCAGUGUGUUUUACCAUCAGCAGUAUUCAGCAGCCUACAUCGGACACUUACACCAGGAGGUGGAACCUAAAAAAGAGGGGAGGGGCCUAUUGCUCACACAAAGGCCUCAGCAUGCUCCGGAGGAAGUGCUGUACCAAGGGAGCAUGAAGUUCUCCUGCUGGGAUGAGCAGGGAAAGAAAUGCAGAGAGAGAUACACCGUCCUGAGAAGAGAUUACAAAGUGGAGAUACAUGAAAACAUGGAGACUUUUGGUCGUGGAUGUGCUGCCAAGUUGGUCCUCCAGCCAGCAAGGGGCAGUGUGUUCACCACGGAGGAGGAGUCCAGGGCUCACCUGGAGCAAACCUGUGCUGGAAUACUCAAUGGAGUGAAGGAGGAUUCUUCUUCGGUGGUAUCGUCUCCAGAUGUGUUUGCUGUGUAUCUGCACCUGCCUUAUAUGGGCCACACCUGCUUCCUGUUCCAACAGGAAGAGGAACGAGAUAACUUCCUGUCUGCUCUCAAGACCUGCAUUAGACACUGCAACCUUGACCCCUGGUGUGAUUCAUCCUACGAGAGCCAGGCGUAUGUUCGAGCCCUCCGACUCUACCGACAGGACAAAGGAUGCUAUGAAUCCUGGGAAAUACUGCAGGGCACUGAGGAGCAAGUGCUGGCCUUCCAGGUGAUGGAGGAAGUGUUGUCAUGGUUACAGAGUCAGAUUCAGUCCAGAGUGAAGGGCAAGAAGACUGAAAGGAUACGACAGUGGCUGGCAAUAGUGCAGGCAACCUACAUUUUGGUGCUGGAACAACUCACUGCAAGUCUGGAGGCUCUGAGGGAGGAGUGUCAUCAGACAGCAUCAGCCAAUCAGGCAUCGAUCAGAGCCAACCUGGACCAGAUAAUAUCUUCUCACUGCUUCCUGGAGGAGAAGGUCAAAGCGUGUGUACUUGAAGAAGCAGAGAGAGUCUGCAGCGAGUCUGUAGCACCCUACAUAUCCUCCAUCCUUGAAGCGCUUACAGAAAACAUAAGCGCUGGGAUUCAGGGGAUGCAACGCACACUGCACACACAGAUGGACUUCACACACACAAAUGGAAGAACGGAGAAGACGAAGAAGGCCUUGUCCCCGCUGCGCUCCAUCAGUCUUGGUCCGUGCUACAGGCAGGUGGAGAACCUGACGGAGAAACUUGAGGACUUAAAACAGCGGUUUGGAUUGAGCAGCACUCAGAGACUGGUUCACUCUGUGCACCUGGAGAUGGAGAAGCUGUUGGACAGCACUGUGCACUCCUUAGAGCUCUUCCUCCAGUCAUCAGCCAGACUGCAGCCUUCUCAAAUCCCUGUCAAGAUGGAGAGAGCCAAAGAACGAGUCCUGAAGCAGCUGGACUAUGACAGCAGAGUUGUCCAGAGGAGGCUCUACCAGGAAGUUCUACUAGAGAUCACUCUGCCUGCUCUCACCAGGAAGAUGGACAGCAAGUGGAUCAGUGAGCUGCAGCAGUUUGAGCAGUACAUUUUCUCAGACUACAGCAGUUUCAUUCUGGUUCAUAAUGUCUACGAUGAUGUGCUGAGAAAGAUGCUCAGUAAGGAGAUAGAGACAGCGGUCCAGGAUGCAGCCAGUAAGAAGAGCAACAGUCUCUUGUUGGACACUUCAGAUCUGACCUUUAGUCGGUACAGUCUGCAGGGGGAGACGCCACCUCGCUCUCCACUAGGCAGCCCCGCCAUUGCCAUUCGAGACUCCUCCUCCUCAGUGGUGCCGCCAGGUGACGAUAAAGAACCUGCUCCUGUGGGGGAGGAGGGAGGUCAGACGGUCACAGCUGAGGUUUGCCCUCGAAGUGACCCAGAUCUUAACGGCGAUGUCAAAUCUGAACGCAGUAUCGCUCAAAGCUGUGCCCAGAGCGCGGUGCUUCCGUCUCCUGUCAUCGUUGUGACACAAGAGUUUGAUGAAUCUGCAGCCGAGGAGGCUUAUUGCCUCGAGGAACCACAAGGAGAAGUUCGGCUUGGAACCGACACAACAUUGACAACAGCUGAGCCUUCGGACGAAGCCACAACUGACUCUGAUGCGGCUGUUACAAAUCAAGUCGGUGCACUCGAUGCACCUGCUAACCAAGAUUCCACUAAUCCCAUCCCAGACUCUCCCGACCUUUCCAUGUCCACUCUGUCCCAGGCCACAGAUGUCCCAACUGAAUGUGCUCAAAGUGAUCAAUCGUCGACGCCUGAAAAUUCUGCCACACCUGACCUCUCAACCUCAGACAGAGUGACAGAAGGCACAACUGUCCAGCAUCCCUGCCCUUCAUCGUCACAGCCACCUGGGACACAUAGGCCGACGAAAAUCAGCCUCGGGUCACUAAGCGAGGUGAUCGGUUGCAACUCCGCAGCGCCUUCUAUAACGCAGACGAUGCCACAGCAGCCCACUGACAGAGCUGUCUACCUGACGGGAGAAAUAAAGGACAACUGGGAGGUGGAGAGGGUAAAAGAAGACAACCAGACAGAGGCAGCGGAGGAGAAAGAGGUACAUAAGAGAAUCAAAGAAGGGAAAGAAGAGACACAGGAAGGAGAAGGGAAAGAAGGGGACAUCAGUGAAGGGCAGACGGAAGGUGUAGCCCAAUCAGGAGGCGAAGGUUGCCAACCAUCUGAAUCACCAGCAGAGAGCGCCACUGCCUUAACCACUGAGCAGAGAGAGCGUGAAGACGAGGUAGACGAUGAAGAGAAAGAUAGUGAGCUUGAGACUAUGAAAGGAAAAGAAGAUGAGGAGGAGGAAGGAAAGGAGACAGAAGAUCAUGCAGAAAAAGUAGGAAAGAAGGAAAAAGAGGAGGAGGUUCUCCAAAGCCCUCAGCCAAUGGAUCCGCAGCCAGAGAGUGCUGCUGAGCUGCCAUUGGACAGUGUGGCGAUCAUCAGAGAACUUGUGAUUGAGAUUACCGAAGUGGAGACAGUCAUCGGCCCCUGUCCCAACAGCAGCCACACAGCCUGACAGACACGAUACUAUGACGACCGGGUCUCCUACUUCACAGUUUCUCAUGAAAUGGUACAGUGAGGUGACAAAAUCCAGAGAAGAGAAAGAAGGUUAGCUCAUUAUGUUAUUAGGCUACUGCAUCACAUUUAUCCUACUACAUGAAGAAGAAGAAAACAUUGUUUUUACAUACUUUAAUAAGCAUUUUUGUUUUAUGAAAGGUACAAAUUCUUUGGUCUUCUCAUGUUUACAUUUGCUGUUUUUAUUUUUCUGCUAACACUGAAAUAAAUAAAAUGACCCAAUAAAGGCUUAAAAACACCCUAUGAUCUCAAAGCUGCAUUCACUGAUUUGUUGGCCAUUUGGCCAGCACUAACCUAUUAUGGCAUUAUAAAGUUGCAGGUAUGUUCAAACUUAAUGAGAUCGUCAUAUACAUACAGGUACAUACAGUGCCCUCCAGAAUUAUUGGCACCCU